ACGCACACCAUGAGCGAGCCACGAGAGCCGUCGAGUAGAGCAGCCGGGAGAGCAGCGGCUUGCGCCGCGACUCGCGAGUGCAGCGGCGGCAUUCGCGCUUCUAACAUGGCAGCGGCUACCAGCGUUGUCGUGCUCGACCGGGGCAACAACACCACCUGUACCAUCAACCUUCACGGUGCGACCGUGGUGUCUUGGAGGGUGAACAACCAGGAGCAGCUGUUUGUCAGCAAGCAGGCGGUCUUCGACGGCAAGAAGGCGAUCCGAGGCGGCAUUCCAUUCGUCUUUCCGCAAUUCGGGGCCUGGACCUUCGGCCCCGGCCACGGCUUCGCCAGGAUAAUCCGUUGGACGGUGGAGAAGUCGCCCGAGCGUCUGCCGAGCGGCGACGUCGAGGCCAUCUUCUCCCUCAUGGACAACGAGUUCACGCGCUCCAUGUGGAAUUACCCCUUCAGGUUGACCUACAGGCUGAUCCUGCGGGAGAAGGAGCUGCACUUCAACAUCGGCGUCUACAACCCGAGCAAGGAGCACACCUUCAGCUUCAACCUGCUGCUGCACACGUACUUCAAGGUGCCGGACGUCAGGCGCUGCCAGAUCACCGGGCUGCACGGCUGCACCUUCAUCGACAAGACGCGGGACAACCAGAUCUUCCAGGAGGGCCGGGACGUGGUGACGGUCUGCGAGUGGACGGACCGCAUCUACCAGAACACCCAGCCCGAGCACAUAAUCACGAACGUCGUGUCGGGCAGGAAGAUGCGCGUCCAGAAGUACAACUUCCCGGACACGGUCGUCUGGAACCCCUGGCUCGAGAAGGCCCGCGACAUCCCGGACUUCGGGGACGACGAGUUCCCCAACAUGAUCUGCGUCGAGAGCGGCCACGUCAGCAGUCCCGUCAUCCUGCUGCCGGGCACGGCUUUCGAGGCUAGCCAAAUUCUUCAGGUGAUGUGAGUAGAGGGUGGCGGAGGAUCCUCGCAAAACAGCGGCUCCGGCGGUGCUCGUGGCAGCGGCACCAGCAGCACCACCACCACCACCAGCAGCAGCAGCAGCAGCAACAUCGGCAACGCGGUCCUUAGCAACGAUCUCUUCGGCGGCAACAGCGCUGCCGGCACUGCCGGCAACUCCAUGCUGUGGCCCAGCGGUGCCAGCUGGCUGUACGUCGCGGCGCCUCCGGCCUCCUCUCACGUGCCGCAGUCCGUCCAGCAGCAUCACCAUCAGCACCAUCAACACCACGUGCACGCCCACUGCGUCGCCCAAAGCUGCGCCAUUUGCUCGCUCAACCUCUAGCUGACGCAGGAGAUGGACGAAAGCUGAGUGUGAUGCGCGGGAUCCCAUUCCGAGUACAUAGAGAUAUGAUUAGUGCGUCUUUCCAAAUUGACAUUCGCUCGCGGAGCUCAAUGUUCCGAAAGGCUCGACAUACUCGAGUAUCUCUGACGCGCGAGUAUCGACGCCCCAACACGCGAGCGCGCGCAGUCUGUGAGAUUACGCGCCUGUCUCUCCGAAAGUCGUGCAUAUGAGUAAUGAGUAUACAUACGUAUGUGCGUUAACAAUUACGCUCGCGUUACUUGGGACUACUUGGGAGACAGAAUGCAUGCAUAUAAUUGAAGGAUCGAAUAAAGAGUUCUUUCAUCCGAAAUCUACUACGAUUCCACUAUUGAAAUAUUCUUGCGCAUGUAGGCCGCGCGGGCAGAUCCGCUCGUUCUACUGCAUUGAAAACCAUGCAGAUAAUAAUGCUUGCAGGAUUACGGAUGAUCACAAGCGUUAUCUAUAGUAUACAUGUAGCAGUUAAUCGAGAUUUUUACAUUUCACAUUCAGAUUCCUCGAUAAAAGAGACAGGGCGCUUUUUGUACGAUUGAAUAGGCAGAUUAUGGUGCUAUAGCUCUAUAUCCAACUUCCCACGAUAAAUACUUGAAUGGUUCACAGACUACGAAAUCAUCAAACAAAUGCAAUACGCACAGACGUAAAAUGUACGCGGUACGAGACGAGUUAUGAGAGAAAACAAAUAAUAUGCCUCCUGCCAAAUUUUAAAUACUAUAGCAAUAGAAAAAUGUUGAGUAUAUCUGUGAGUCUUGCGCCGUUUAAUCAUGGCGAAGCAUCGAAGUACAUAUAAGCAAUAAUUACAUUCUAGUAUACAGUCGAUAUCUAUACAAUAAACGAAACAAAAAUAUAUUUGGUGUGAGUGUUCAGAAUCGAUAAACAAAAGUUAGCGUAUAUUAUAAAUGAAAAAAGUAGCAUUUCAGCGUCUAAAAGUGAGGGUUAAUAAUAUCCAUUAUGCACGGCGGAGACCGGUGAAUUUUUAAAAACGAACAAAUAACAUUCAAUUGCUAUUAUUGCCGAGAUAAUGAUUCCUUCUACAGGACAAUACUAAUUAUUUUGGAUCGAUUAAAAAUCGACGUGUUACUUCAAAUAUAAGUAGGCUUAGAGGAUAAUUUUACAUCGGUGCUUAAGUGGGAUAUUUAAAAAAAAAAUGACAUCAUAGUGCCAUUUGCAUCAUUUUAUUUAGAACAAUUUUUUUUUUUACUCAUUUCAUCUCUCGAUUUAUACUACAUUACUACAUCGACGAAAUUUCCAUAAAAAGUUUCCUUUUUUCAAAAUAAAAUUCGACAAAGAUCGAUGUAUCGCUCGUAUACUCCGGUUCCUAUAUCUUACUUUGCUACGAUAUAUUACUUACAGCAGGUACAUAGUACAUUAUUAAAGAGCGCAACGUUGUGGGAAAUGAAGCGAUUCAACUGCUUUUAGUUCAAUUAAGAUUUUAAAAUAUAUAAUGUAACAAGUGGAUUGUGUACAACGCUGUAACACUGUUACAAACUUUGGUUUUGUAGAGGCUAGUAGUACCUUUCAUCGUUAUGAUACAAGAUUUAUUGAUUUUUAUACCUUUCUUUCCCAUGUUAGCACUAUGAUAUAUAAGAUUCAGUCUUCCAUUGUAUUUUUCAGUUUGUUAAGAACGUUCUGCAACUUUAUGCCGAACUAUCGAUGUAAUAUUUUGUUUUUGUUUCUAUUUUCAACGAAUACAAACGCAGAAAACUCAGAGUUCUUAAACAUGAAUUAAAGUGUACUUUUUUUUGGGAAAGUGCAAUAAAAAUUUGGAAAAUAUUUUCAA
Molecule: messenger RNA, 3091 nt
Organism: Nasonia vitripennis (jewel wasp)
Lineage: Eukaryota; Metazoa; Arthropoda; Insecta; Hymenoptera; Pteromalidae
Product: glucose-6-phosphate 1-epimerase
Exons: 6
Coding region: 10-942 (310 amino acids)
Biological process (GO): carbohydrate metabolic process
Molecular function (GO): isomerase activity; carbohydrate binding
Source: RefSeq, a predicted model, not a curated record